Molecule: messenger RNA, 1334 nt
Organism: Salmo salar (Atlantic salmon)
Lineage: Eukaryota; Metazoa; Chordata; Actinopteri; Salmoniformes; Salmonidae
Source: RefSeq, a predicted model, not a curated record
UCACAUUUGGGAACACACACAUGGCUAUUCGGAGGUCGGAUGAUAACCAUAGCCCAUCCGUCCAUGAUUAAUUGAUAAAAUUGCCUGAAAUUACGUAUGGGGACAUUUUUAAUUACGUCGUGCUCUCCUUGGGAGUGGAUGGUUCCACUAUGAAAAAUUACAAGAAUACAGAGGCCUAUCAGUACCUCCACAGUGGUAAGGUGGGCCGAGUUCUUCUUCACCAGGAUGGGAAAAGGAUUGGUAUUUUUGAAGGCAGAUGUUCAGGCCAGCCAAUCAAGCAGCUCUUACCACACUGCUUGGGUACCUUUCCAACAACGGAUCAGUAGAGACGGCUGGAUGCGCGUGCAUUGCUGACAUUGGAAAGGCAUGCAGCCUUAAUUUUGUGGAAGGUGCAGAAUGCAGUGUCCAGUGGCUAACUGGCAUAGCCUGCACAGAUGAGCAGCGACAAUGGAAUGUUGGGACUUGGAGGAACCUUGAGCCAAUGAGGUUAAACAGCAUUGACUUCACACACCAUAAGGCCAGUGACCAAUAUGCAGAAAAGCAUCCAGAAUGUCCAUCCCUGCAUCCCACUACUGCAUUCCACGCACAGGAGGAAUUGAAUAGGAGCCUGAGACACCUGAAUCUGCCUAUGGGGAGUCUGCUCUGUGUUAAUACUGAACCAACAAAUAAUAUCACAGCCAGUAGCACCCAGCCACAUGGAGAGCAUAUCAAUUACAACUGCCAGAAGUGCCUGUCCUUCUACAAUGAAAUUGUGAAACUUGACCCAACCCAGUCAACUGUUUUGGAACAGAUCCCAAAGGAGCAGAGUGCCUCACACUUGUGGCAUGACUUAAGGAAGCUUCGAGGUACUGCAAGCUCAGCCACAAAGGUCCCUGUCAGGGAAUCCACCAACCCUGGUAAGUUUUUCCAGGAGCAUCUGUAUCCCAGGUUCCACGGGAAUGUAGCCACACGGUACAGGAAAGAUAAUGAGCUGAUGGCCUCCCAGUGGCUGGAAGACUUAAUACUCUGUGGACCACAGAGCCACUGUUGUCAGUGUUGAAGAGCCAUGGCUAUCAGAGUGCUGAAAUCCAAGGAGCUGUUGGAGAUCUAGUGUCCUGUCAUGGGGAAGGGCUGUGAUUCUUUGGAUGAUGUCUUCAAUGGGAAAGCCAGUUUAAAGAUGGGCGCCAGAGGGGAUGGCUGCCAUUACAUUUACAUUUAAGUCAUUUAGCAGACGCUCUUAUCCAGAGCGACUUACAAAUUGGUGCAUUCACCUUAUGAUAUCCAGUGGAACAACCACUUUACAAUAGUACAUCUAUAUCUUUUUGGGGGGGGUUAGAAAGAUUAGGGAGCGUUGU